AAAUCGUGGCCUCUUUGUCAAGCUUGCCUCUCCUUCCCCCAACUCCCUCUCACACCCCCACCAUUAUAAACCGCCAAAACUGGUUCUCACACCACACUCGUGCCCCUCGAAAACCUUUCUUUCCAAUUCAUAUAAAUUUCCCAAGCUCAUCACUCAUUCCUCUCUCUCUCUCUCUCUCUCCACGGACAUGGCUUGCAAUCUUUCUCAGAGGCAGAUUUAUGCAUUAACAAUAUCUUUAGCCGACGAAGCUUCUUGGUGCUGUGUUUUCGUCUUGUUAACCCUACUGUUGCUGAACUCUUGCAAGGAGACUACUACGAUAGCAAAUGAUGAGGAUGUCAAAGGGAGACAGCUUUUGGACAGACCCUGUGAUGAAAUCUAUGUUGUCGGAGAAGGAGAAACCCUUCACUCCAUCAGCGACAAGUGUGGUGAUCCAUUUAUCGUGGAGCAGAAUCCUCAUAUUCAUGAUCCCGAUGAUGUUUUUCCUGGACUUGUCAUCAAGAUCACCCCUAUGAAGUCUAGGAAGUCAUUGAGGUAGCUUUGUUCACUUCAGAAUUACUUUUGGUUGUAAUUAUAGUUUGUUUAGUUUUCCUCAUCAAUGGAAGAAUCGAAACAUUCUUGUAAGAACAUAAGAUAUACCCGAAUUAAACAUUCUUCUUCAUACUUGUAAGAUUGAUCAAUGGAUCGAACUUCUUGUUUAUUA
Molecule: messenger RNA, 700 nt
Organism: Theobroma cacao (cacao)
Lineage: Eukaryota; Viridiplantae; Streptophyta; Magnoliopsida; Malvales; Malvaceae
Source: RefSeq, a predicted model, not a curated record